CAGCAAAAUGGCCGACAUGCCUGAUCUGUCGCACCUUACGCAGGAAGAACGGGCCAUCAUCGAGGGCGUGAUGAUGCGCCAAAAGCAGGAGGAAGAACGGGAGAACGAAAUCAUGCGCCGCAAGCAGGACGAGGUGACCACGCUCGUCGACUCGAUCCGACAGAAGUCGGAACAGCAGAAGAAGGCGGGCGUCGAGCUGGAGGCAACGUGCCACAUCUGCCUCAAGACCAAGUUCGCGGACGGCAUCGGGCACAUCUGCCACUACUGCAACAUCCGGUGCUGUGCCAAGUGUGGUGGCAAGGUGACGCUCCGCAACAACAAGGUUAUCUGGGUGUGCAUCGUGUGCCGGAAGAAGCAGGAGCUCCUCUCGAAAACGGGCCAGUGGAUGAACAAGAGCACCAGCCCGGACGGAGUGAUGCGGGGCCAGGGCAUUGAUCCGCGGACGUUGCCCCAAACGAUGCUCGACCCGCACGACCCGUCCGACAAGCGGCCGAAGCUGGAGCGGGCCCGCAGCGCGGCGGAGAAGGAGAACAACCCGAUGCAGCGGGCCAACAGUCAGUUGCGGCGGCAGUACAGCCAGCAGGACCCGCCGACCCGCCGGUUGUCGCAGUCGGACGGCAUGGUGGACAUGAUGUCGCCGGACCCGCACCAGCUGCGCAUGCAGAUGGGCCACGGUCGAGGCGGUGGCGGCGGGAUGUACGGAGGCCAGGGACCGGGUGGCCCGUACGGCGGAGGAGGGGGCGGCGGCGGAUACGGGCAGCAACACUCGCAGCUUCCGCAGCCUCCGAUGGGGGGCGGCGGUGGUCCGUACGGGGCCGGCGGUCAACACUCCAUGACACCGCAGGUGCACAUAACGCACGCCGGAGGAGGUGGCGGCGGCGGAUCGAUGGGGGGCUACGGUCACGAGGAUCCCAGCUACUACCAGAGUGAAAUCGAGGACCUGAUGCGAACGCAUCCUCAUCUGGUGCAUCCGCGGCAGCAGCAACAUUACGCCGAGUCGCUGCAGUCUUCCGGCGUCUCCGGGCAUGGCAUGGGUGGCAGCGGCCACCUGGGCGGGUCGCACCUGCCGCCCGAACCGACCAAAUCCCACAAACGGCCCCUGGGCGGUCCCUACCUACCGCAGCAGCGGUCCUUCAGCAGCUCCGACGAGGACAUUCGCUCCACGCCGGAGUUCGAGGCCGGUCACCAAAGACAGUAUUUCGAUAAUCACACACGACUGAACGCUAACCUUAACGACUAUCGUGCAACAAAGCUGGACGUGCAGCAGCGCAAUAGCUACAAUCGUACCAACCACAACCGGUACCAGUCGCCGUCCCAGCAGCAGCAGCAGCGGCAGGAUCCGCUCCGCUACCACCAGCAGGACCUGGGGCCACUAGCUGACCACUACCACCAUCAGCCCCUACCGCAGGUGGUGGUGGUGGGCGACGGCACGAGUGCAUCGACGGCCUACGAUAGUAUUAACCAUCAGCAUCCGCCACACCAUCCCUCGUAUCAGUCAUCCCAGUCAUCAUCUCACCAUCACCACUCGGCCCCAGGAGGUAGCCCGGCCGGACCGGUGGCCCUAUCGCACCAUCAUCACGGCGGAAGCGGCGGCGGCGGCGGCGGUGGCGGUAGCAGUGGCGGCAGCAGCAGCAGCAGCCAGCACCAGCAGUACCCUCCGUACAUCGGCGGUGGCAGCGGCGGCGGCAGCAGCCACGGAGCCACGGUGGGGCACCAUCCGGUGGCGAACAGUGGGUCGCAGGGGCGCGGCUACGGCACCAGUCCGGCGGCGGCCGAGCAGCCGGACCUAUACUGGGACGAGCCGGCCGACAGCCGGCGCUUCACCGAGCGCAGAAAGAAGACGGUCCGGUUCGAUGGGCAGGACGCGGACGCCGACUGGUCCCGGUGGGAGUCGGAGCGGCAGGGCAGCCAGGACUCGGCCACCAAAGACUCCGGCAUCGACACCAGCAGCACGUUCACCAGUAGCGAAGACUCGAACCGUGGCGAUGGUCCCAAGAACCAGGUUAGCUGGCAGGUGUCGUCGGAUAGCGGCCGCAUGAUCGGACACAUGGUGCAGCGCAGAACCGUUGACGGCACUAACGAUGCACUCGAUCUGAAGGUACGCGGUGGCCUGGUGCUGCCCAGUACUACACGCGAGGCGCUCAUCGAGCUGGACAGUGCCCAUAUACCGAGGCCAGAGAGCUACGACCGGCGCGACAAACCGAGCGUCCUGGUGACGUCGCCCGGAUCGCCCGACUUGCACAGCGUGCGAAACUACUCGAGCGGCUCCGGCGGCGGCGGCCGGUACAGCAAUCGGCUCGCGCCGGCCACCACCGUGCCGCAGGAGAACAGUGUCGGCGGCCGGGUGCAGAUCAAGCUGGGCUUCGAGCCCAGCUCGCUGCAGCUGAUCGUCACCGUCCUGUGCGCCAACGGGCUCGUGCCGCGCGGCAACGGGGCGGCCCGCAAUCCGUACGUCAAGAUCUGCCUGUUGCCCGAUCGGAGCGAAAAGUCGAAGCGUCGCACCAAAACCCUCGCCCUCACGAACGAUCCCCGGUGGGGCCAGACGUUCGUCUACGAAGGGCUCCGCCGGGCGGACCUCAACAACCGGCUGUUCGAGGUCACGGUCUGGGACUACGUGCGGUACGGUGCGAACGACUUCCUGGGCGAGGUGAUCAUUGAUCUGUCCACGCACCCGCUGGACGAUGAGGCCGAGUGGCACAUCCUGCAGCCACACCAGGAGUCCCUGCGGGAUACUUUGCGUAGAGACGAUAAAGAACCGGGCCACGAAUUGGAUAUGAUAUUGACCCCGACCGAUCAUUUAUCGCCACCGAGCACGACCUCGCGCUUGAGCGACUCGGAUACGACCUCCGAAUGCGAUAUCGAUGGUUUGAUGACCGGACGGGACGGCGCUAGUGUAUCAUCCUUAGGCAGCUCAUCUAGUCCUCCGCCAGAGGUCGAUCUGCAGGAUAGACGAUCGAGACGGGACAUGUCCCCGCAGGGCCGGAAACGGGCGGCUGGCAUGGUAGCGAAGGACUAUCGGACGGUGUCUGGCGUUGGACAGGGCUUUCACAACCAGAUGAGCGCGGAGGUAUCGUCAGCCUACAGGCGCAACGGGACGAUGGCGAUGAAUCAGCGCAGCCAGUCGGCGGCACCGAGCGACAACUAUCGGGACGAUCGGCGGGACUCGCUAUCGCCGCAAGAUGAUAGAUACACAGAAUAUCCAGUUCUUCCACUGCAUCAGUAUGCGCCACGAUUUCAAUCACGGUCAGCGACAGCGACACCAACCGGGUCACCGAAGAAACGACAAUUACCACAAGUACCUCACAUGUCGCGGAACGCAGCCAUACGGGAGCGUUUCAUCCAGGACUUUGAGGAGCGCAGCGGCGGUCGGUUCGCGCGGCACCGGGGCCGACAGAGCCACCAUCAGCCGACGUACCGGAGCACCGGCAUGGGAGGCUGGGAACGGCACUACUCCGGGCUGUCCGACAGUGACUUGACGACGCAUUCGCUGGAGAGUAGAAUUAGGCCGAGACACUCACUGUCCCCGGACAAGGACUUCAUGGGUGACUUUGGCGAUUCCGACAUGGAAUCGGUAGUUAGUGUUACUUCAAGUGCUUUCUCAACCCAAUCGGAGCGGCCGCGCGGCUCCAAAGGAAUCAGGCAUGCUCAAGGCCGCCGGCAUCAGCACCGGAGCCUGCCGACCGGUUGGGCGACGACCUCACUGUGCGCGCUGCCGAGCGAGGAUCCGUUCCAACAGCAGCAGCCGCAACCGGCGGAGUAUGAACCGACGGUCCAGGGUAGUGUUGGGGCUCCCGCAGUAGUCGCUGGUGGCAGUAGUAUUGCUAGUUACCCCGAUGCGUCGAUCCCGGUAUCGCCGGCCGGUCAGCUGGCGGCUGGUGAUGGGGACGGCCCGACAGCAAUCCCGGAGGCGUACUAUAGCGAGCAGUGCAUCACGCUCGCCCCGGACAGUAGCACCAUCCAAAGCUUCGUGCACCAGCCGGGCAGCGAGAACGUGAUGACGCAGUCUCUGAACCUCUCCUCCAGCCAGCCGUCACCGUCGUCGGCCGUCGAUCCGGCGACUUCGUUCCAGUUUCAGUCCGGCUCGCUGCCGACGGAGCACUACUUCGGUGGUGGGGGGACUCGGGAUGUGAUGGACCCACUCGUUGUGGGGGACGAAACCGGGGGCUCGAUGCAAAUGGGUGGUCCGCGGGGAGGUCCCUUCGGUCCGGGUCCGAUUCCGGGCGGGUACCAGCAGCGCCGUCGCCCGAUGGCGAUGCGUUCGAACACCUCGGAACCGAACCUCAACACGAUGAUUGUGGCGAGGCAGCGAAUGGGACGGCCGGGACCAGAAGGGGCCCAGCAGCAGCAGGGCGCUUUUGGAUACCCGCAGCCACCGCCGACCAAUCAGAUGAUCUCCAUAUCAAAUCGCUACCAAGCGCAUCCAGAUCUCGGCUACCCGGGUGCGUCCGGUACGAACCAGAUCAUUCUGAAGUCGUCAUACUCGGACCAAAACCUCGAGAACCGUAUAGUGUACGACCAGUGCGGUGGCGGUGGUGGUCCCGGUGCUGGGGGUCAAAAUAUCUGCAUUUCGAACAAGAAGGUGUACGACCCGGCCACGGGCUACCAGAACCAGACGAUCACCUGCAUCCGGAGCAGUGUGGAGAGUCUGGCGGGCGAGAACAACUUCCGGUACACCCAAGCCAACCAGGGCGGGACCACGGUGUGCGAAAUCAGUCAGCCCAGGCCGGCGUUCCGGGCGGUGCGAAAUUACGCGACGCCUGAGGACUCCGGGCCUGUGCCGGCUCUGGAACAGCCGGUUGUGGCUGGAGUCGCCGGCCCCAACUAUUUUGCCAACUAUGGCCACACCAGGGACUGGCUACCUGCCAGCCAGCAGCUGCCAGCGCCACCCAUUGAAUAUCCGUUGCCGGAGUACCGGGCAGAGCGGCCGGGCUCCUGGGUCGAGCCGACCCCAGCGUAUCUGGCGUACCGGCCGGACCCGGUGAUCCAGGCGCGGGAGAAGAUCGCUCGCUCCCACUCACUGGUCGCCGAGGAUCGGAUUGUCGACAUCGAGUACGACUCCGACACGGGCUGGAAGACAAAGGCCGUCCGGAAGAAUGUGUUCGCGGCCAGCCGAAGCACCAGCACCGACGUCAGCCAGUACUACCGCAAGCGGACCCGUUCGCUGGGUGGUAGCGGCGCUGAGACAAGCGGUGAAGACCACGGAGUGGAGCUUGCAGUUGGGGUGCGUAGCAGGAAGAGUAGCGCCGGGUCCAGGGGCAGCCUCGAGCGUAGCAGCUUAAAGCUGGACCUUGCGGCGGACUCCGGGAACGGAGACGAGCACCAGCGCUCCCACUCUUCGAAGGUCACCUCUGAUCUGAAGACCAAGGAGACCAAGGAGAAGCCGAAGCCGGAGGGUCAGAAGCCAGCGGCGAAGCUGCCGGCAGGCACCCGGGCCAGCACGAUGGUCAAGUCCAAGUCGACCACGUCGACCAAGGCAAAGGGUAGCAAAAGUCCGGCCAAGUCUGGUGGUUCGUUGAAAAAGUCUGGCUCGGUGAAGGCGAAGCCGGCGACGGCGAAGAACGCUUCGUCGGCCUCGAAGGCUUCCGGGUCGAAGCCGCUGGCGAAGCCGGCGAAGGAACCGAAGGCCAAGUUCGGGGCGAUAGAGACAGGCCACGAAACGAAGCGGAGCACACUGGGAGCUGCCGGUGGCAGGUCGGCGUCGGAUAGCAGGGGCCGGGUGGAUGAGCUCAGGUCGGAGUCGGCGGGCGGCGUACUGUACAGCAGCUCGGAGUCGAUCAAGUCGAUUAUCGACGAGGUACGACUGGAGCUGCUGCAGAAGCCCAAGACGACGGUGUACCUGAGCGACGACGGCAGCCCAACGGCCGGCCUGCAUCGUAGCCACUCGUUCAGUGACGAUCGCAUGGACGGGCAAUACGGUGGUCGCCGCCGGAUGAUGCCGGACGGCGAAGAGGGUGAGAUUUUUCCCAAGUGCAAGUCGCGCAGCUCGAGCGUGGCUUCGUCGGUGGGGAUCGACGAGCACCGACUGGGGCGGGGCCGUCGCCACGUGAAGGGCUACGACGACUACGACUACGAGGGCAACGAGGGCGACGACGACGAGGUGUUCGAGAGUUCGUUCUCGCGCGGCCGGAACGCCUCGUUCAAUGGGAAGUCGUCGUUACGGCACCGGGACAGGGCCGGGUAUGGUACGCGCCGGACCAGUAGCCUGGAGGGUUUGGACCAGUUCCAGGCCAACCUACGCCGGGAGCGGGGAUCGGGUAAGAGCGACAGUGCCCGGCACAGCUCGGUCAGCAUCAACGAGCAGCCGGAGUACUUCGAGUACGUCCGAUCCCCGUCGACCCCGCAACAGGAGGGUACCACCGUGGGUGGUGGUGGUAGAGGGAGUAGUGACCCCCGUAUCGCUAGCCGUAGGCAAACCGCUAACUAUGCUUCUCCCCUUCCCGCUCCGAAAUCCUCCAAUGGUGUCGCGCUGCUGCAAACGGAACCGAAACGUCCGUCGAUGAAAAAACCGACGUCCGGGACGUCGCCAUCGAACCAUCGGUCCCGAUCGCACGAACCGCGGACGGCCGGCAGUGAGUACGAUGUGCGUGGCCGGAACCGCUACAGCGGGCACAAUGGGGGCCGGGACGCGGCGUACCGGCACCGGGACCGGGAGCGGGACCGUGACCGGAACAGCAGCGACCACGAGCGGGACCGCGACCUGAGCGACCGGGAGCAGCGGGAGUCGCACGAGCGCACCGAACUGGACCAAAGUCUUUCGAAUACCGAGGGAACACCGGAGGAUAAGAUAGACGGUAGCCUGAGCGACACGGCGGUGAUACAGAGUCUGGAUGCACGACGUAAGUUGGACCAACGAUCGCCGAAGAGCGAAACGCCGACCCGGGACCGGGACCGGUUCGGCACCGGGAUGGGCAUUAAGAGUAACUCCACCUCCCAGCUGUCGGCAACAGGUCGUAAGCGACGCAUGGGUUUUGGUAAGCGUGGCAAAAACUCGUUCACCGUGCACCGCAGCGAGGAGGUGCUCCCCGGGGAGGUGCGAGGCGGCUGCGGCGGUGGUGGCGGCGGUGGUGGCGGUGGCGGCGGCCUAUCGCGGGGCUCGUCCGCCUCCAGCGACGGCGAAGGCAGUGCCGACGGUGACAGGUGGUCACCGUCGUUGCGCGUAGCGGGUGAUACCGGACCUUUGUCGGACUUCAUCGAUGGUUUGGGACCAGGACAGCUAGUUGGACGCCAGGUACUGGGUGCUCCUGCCUUAGGUGAUAUUCAACUGUCUAUGUGCUAUCAGAAGGGUUCGUUAGAGGUUGAAGUGAUAAGAGCAAGAGGAUUGCAGGCACGUCCUGGCUCAAAAGUACUUCCAGCGCCUUACGUUAAAGUGUAUCUAGUUUCCGGUAAAAAAUGUAUAGAAAAAGCAAAAACAACGACUGCUAGGAAAACGUUAGAUCCACUAUAUCAGCAACAACUAGUGUUUAGAGAACCGUUUGCAGGUUGCAUACUUCAGGUUACCGUGUGGGGGGACUACGGUCGGAUGGAGGGCAAGAAGGUAUUCAUGGGCGUAGCCCAGAUAAUGCUGGACAACCUCAACCUGUCCCACAUCGUCAUCGGCUGGUACAAACUGUUCGGCACGACGUCCCUGGUCAGUGGGCCACCCAGUCUGGGCCUGUCUAGACGAUCCUCGAUCGCAUCACUCGAUUCACUCAAGCUGUAA
This is a messenger RNA of Anopheles cruzii, 7699 nucleotides long. RefSeq lists its product as uncharacterized. The record is from RefSeq and is a predicted model, not a curated record. Gene Ontology annotation, cellular component: cytoskeleton of presynaptic active zone; presynaptic membrane. Lineage: Eukaryota; Metazoa; Arthropoda; Insecta; Diptera; Culicidae. Gene Ontology annotation, molecular function: transmembrane transporter binding; small GTPase binding. The transcript has 20 exons. The coding region runs from base 8 to 7699 and encodes 2563 amino acids. Gene Ontology annotation, biological process: calcium ion-regulated exocytosis of neurotransmitter; regulation of membrane potential; regulation of synaptic plasticity.